This is a messenger RNA of Bufo gargarizans (Asiatic toad), 4755 nucleotides long. It is a transcript of the gene IGSF3, whose product is annotated as immunoglobulin superfamily member 3. NCBI's taxonomy places the organism in Eukaryota, Metazoa, Chordata, Amphibia, Anura, Bufonidae. The annotation marks the transcript as partial. The transcript is spliced from 9 exons. The record is from RefSeq and is a predicted model, not a curated record.
UGUGUCCUCUUCACAGGCGUCUCCUGGGCCCAGCGGGAGGUGACCGUCCAGCAGGGGCCCCUGUACCGCACCGUGGGCUCCCACAUUACCAUCUGGUGCAAGGUGAGCGGCUACCAGGGCCCCUCGGAGCAGAACUUCCAGUACUCCAUCUACCUGCCGUCCGCCCCCGACAGGGAGGUCCAGAUGGUCAGCACCCAGGACGCCUCCUUCUCCUACGCCAUCUACAGCCAGCGGGUCCGCAGUGGUGACAUCUACGUGGAGAGGGUGACCGGGGACCACAGCCUUCUACACAUCCGCCAGCUGCAGGAACGGGACGCCGGAGAGUACGAGUGUCACACCCCCAACACCGACCCCAAUUUCUACGGCAGCUACAGCGCCAAGGUCAACCUGAGCGUGAUCCCUGACACGCUGCUCGUCUCGUCCUCGGCUCAGACCCUGCAGAAGGUUGAGGGGGGCUCCCUGCAGCUCUCGUGUGACGUUUCCCACAGCACCCUCCAGCACACCCACAUUUCCGUGUCAUGGUACCGCAAGAAUGGCGAGCAAACGGAGGAGGUGAUCACCCUGACCCGAGAGUUCACCCUGCGCCCUGGUUCGUCCUACACUCAGCGCUUCUCGGUGGGCGACGUCCAGCUGAACAAAGUGGGGAACAGCACCUUCCGCCUGACCAUGUACAACCUGCACCCGUCUGACCAGGGGGAGUACUACUGCCAGGGGGCCGAGUGGAUAGAGGACCCCGACCGAUCCUGGUUCACUAUGACCACCAAACACUCCGAGGGGUCAGAGGUCAUUGUCCAAGCAACAGAUAAGGAAUUCAAUGUGCGUCUGGAGACGGACCGCCGUAUGUACAGCGCAGGGGAGGCCGCGGAGCUGCGCUGCAUCAUUGAGGCUCAGAACGCAGCUGACCGCAUAUUCGCGGUGUCCUGGGCCUUUAACAGCUCACUAAUCGCCAGUCUGAGCCCCGGCGGGGUGGCCACCCUGACCGGAGACUACAGCCAGAGGGAGGGUCACGGAGAGGUGCGCGUGGCCCGGGACAGUGACAGCAUCUUCUCCCUCAAGAUCUUUCGGCUUCGUCCAGAAGAUAGCGGCAAAUACAACUGCAGAGUGACGGAGAGGGAGAAGUCGGCGUCCGGCGAAAUGGCGGACCGCGACAGCAAAAGACCGAAGAACAUCCCCAUCACUGUCUCAGCCCUGAAGACCUCUGUUACGGUCACGGUGUUGGCGAACUCCAGCUCGGUCCUGGAAGGCUCCCGCAUCUUCUUGACUUGUUUGGUGGCCUCACUGUUUGGGCCACAGAGCCGCAUAUCUGCCUCAUGGCACCUCCAGGAUGCACAAAACCGCCAGAGAGAGGUCAUCCAGCAGGAUCGGGAUGGAGUGACCUGGGCGAGCCAGGCGUACCGAGAACGAGCCAGUAGCGGAGGUCUGCGGAUGGUGAGGUCCGGCUCCGACACCUUCACCCUAGAGCUGGAGAGCAGCCAGCGCCAAGAUGCUGGCUCCUACGAGUGCCGCGUCACAGAGUGGCUGCCCAGCUAUGACGGAGAUUGGCAGAGGCUGGGCGAGAGGUCCGCCAGGACCAGUGUGGACGUCACCUCGCUAGAGACGGGUUUUGCGGUGACGGCCAUCACCCGCACCCCUGGUGUCAGCUACUAUGACUCUUUUGACCUUCAGUGCAUCCUGAAGCCUCACUAUCCGCCCUGGGUGGGCAUCUCGGUGACCUGGCGAUUCCAGCCGGCCAGCGGAGGGGACAGCCAUGACCUGGUGACGUUCAGCCGCUCCGGCGGGGUGCAGUGGGGUGACCGAGCUGGCAACUUCCGAGGCCGCAGCAUUGUGGAGAAAACCGACUCCAGCCACAACGUGCGUCUGAGCGUCAGCCGGGCCAGCGACUCCGAGGCCGGGAAGUACCAGUGCGUGGCCGAGCUGUGGAGACGGGACUACAACUCCAGCUGGAGCCGCCUGGCAGAGAGAACCUCCAACCUGCUGGAGAUCCGAGUCCAGCGACCAGUGUCGCGGCUGCAGAUCAGUAAGGGGAAGCGCUUGGUGGCGGUGGUGGAGGGCUCAUCGGUGACCCUGACCUGCGCGGUGCGCUCUCAGAGUACCCAGGACUCCCGCUUCUCAGUGCUGUGGUUCGCUCAGGAGCCCUCGGGUGCUGACGGGAGGCUGAUUGUGCGCAGCGGGGCCGGCAUGGAGUAUGGCACUUACACCGAGGAGGCGGAUCUGAAGAACCGGCUGCAGCUGGAGGAGCUGACCCCCGGAAACUACACACUCACCCUGCUAGGGGCCCGGAGGGAGGACAGCGGCAGCUACUACUGCCAGGUGGAGGAGUGGGUGCUCGACCCCAACCAGGCCUGGUACCAGCUGGCCAAGGAUACAUCAGGACUGACGGAGGUCAACGUGAAAAUGCCCGUUAUUAACCUGCAGGUGGAUCAGCUCCCUCGAAAUAUUUCCUCCCUGGAGGGCGAGAACUUGACGGUGCCGUGCCGGGUGCUGAACCGUACCCUGCCGCAGUCUCGCCUGUCGCUGGAGUGGAUGGUCUGGGGGGCAGGAGAGUCUGAGAGGAGCACUGUGAGCCGGAUAUCCCCAGAUGGCGUCGCUCUGCCCCCCAGUGAGGAUGAAGACAGAGGAAGCUCCGAGUUCAGCAGUCGCCUUCACCUCGGGCAGCCGUCCCCCGGGCUCUACACCCUCACCUUACUGCGGGCCGAGGAGCAGGACAGUGGCGCCUAUAGCUGCCGGGUGCAGGAAUGGCUGCAGGACCCCACGGGAAAGUGGGACAAGCGGGCAGAGGAGCGGUCAGCUGCCACCUACGUCAGUGUGCGGCGCCCAGAUGCGGACCUCCUACUGGACACGGCGCCCCUCAAUGUCUCUGUGCUGGACGGUGGCCAUUUUGCUCUGGACUGCACCAUCUUAUCCCGUUCCCGGCCGGAUUCCCAGCUUGCGGUGUCCUGGUCUUUACACAGUGGAGGUCGAGGGGCGGACGCUGAGACCAUCCUGACGGCUGACCGCUCUGGGGUGUGGAGCCCCCUCGCCCCACGCUGGGAGGGCCGCCUGCAGCAGAUCCAGCUCUCGCCCACCAUGUAUAAGCUGCGGGUCCCUCAGGCCGGGCCGACCGACUCCGGAAACUACUCCUGCGCUGUCCAGGAAUGGAUGAUGGGGCCCCGCGGGGACUGGUACCUGCUGGCACAGGACGAGAGACUGAUCGGAUGGGUGACCGUGCAGAGCAAAGAAUCCAACCUGCAGUCGGUCAUCUGCUCCAACGACGCGCUCUUCUACCUGGUCUUCUUCUACCCCUUCCCCAUCUUCGGCAUCCUCAUCAUCACCAUCCUCCUCGUCCGCUUCCGCAGCCGACCGUCCGGCAAGACUGGCGAGGGCAAAAAUGGUGUGCCGCUCUUAUGGAUCAAGGAGCCGCACCUGAAUUAUUCUCCCACCUGCUUGGAGCCGCCCGUGCUCAGCAUCCACCCGGGCACCAUCGACUAGAGCAGCGUGCCCGCUCACUUCAGCCAAGGAGGAAUCGGGCAGACUGUGCCAGGACCCGCGGGCAUUGUGCCUUUCCCUGGCCCCUGCCAAAGCUUUGUAUAUCUGCUCCUCGGACAGAAGGGCGACCCAUGUGCACACUACCGGGCGGGGCCGUGGGUUCAGUACAUUGCCCCCUGCCGCCAUGUUUUAUUCCUCCUCUUUCUCGGAUGCCAGGCUGGCAGUGCCCCCCGCUCCGGUAGUGGGGGGGGAUGGACUCGAGCAGCAAGAGAUUGUAUCAUUUCUAUAAAAGUGCAUUUCACUCACAAGAGAUGUCUGUGUGGCCCCAAGGGCCCCACGCGGAGCCCUCUGUAAGCGCCCGUUCUGCCAUGUUUUUUAGCGUUUGCCCAGUUUUUAACCCUUGAUAUAUCUGUAUGAUUCUUUGUUGCACUGUGGGAUCAUGGGUCGACUGCCAGAAGGAGCGAUCUUGUCGUAAUACACUCCGGGAGUGAAAGUGUUAAUUCAGAGGGGUUGGGGUGGUCAGGUAAGUCUUCUUGGGAUCGCUGGGUCAGUCUUCCUCAUAGAUUACCCGCAGGACGGCCAUCUUGAAUAUGGAGGUGGAGCAUGGCUCAGGAACAGGAGAACCCAAUACGAAUUCGUGUACAUAGGGCCCCUGCUGGAAACCGUCUUCCUUUUUUUAUAAUGGUUCAUUCCAGUCCCAAUCCCUCCCCGUACAUGAUGCCAAAAUCAUGAUUCCAUUGGAACGCCAUCUCUGCGGUGCGAACGCCGGAUAUAAUGGCACCAACGGCAGCUGGGAAUUGGUUCUGUGGUCACUGCUUGUGAAAUGCUUAAUAAACUUAAGAGCGGCCUGCGUGAGGGCCAGCCCGCCGCCGCCGCACUGCGUGAGGGCCAGCCCGCCGCCACAGCACUGCGUGAGGGCCAGCCCGCCGCCACAGCACUGCGUGAGGGACAGCCCGCCGCCACAGCACUGCGUGAGGGACAGCCCGCCGCCACAGCACUGCGUGAGGGACAGCCCGCCGCCACAGCACUGCGUGAGGGACAGCCCGCCGCCACAGCACUGCGUGAGGGACAGCCCGCCGCCACAGCACUGCGUGAGGGACAGCCCGCCGCCACAGCACUGCGUGAGGGCCAGCCCUCCGCGGCCUCAACCUUGUGAGAGCCAACCAGCCGCACCAUGUGAGAGCCAGUCCGCUGCCCCAACACCGUGUGAGGACCAGCCCGCCGACGCCCGCCUUCCCCUCAUUUUGUGAUAUGUUGCACUGAGCUUGUUUUUUAUGAUCUUCAUUUGAU